AUGAGCUAUGAAGCAUAUGAUCUGAUUAAGAAGUUGCUAACUGAAAAUCCAGCUCAACGCCUUGGUGCAAUAGGCGCUGUACAGGCGACAUUUAUACCAUCUACUGAGACUCUGGACACGAGUUAUUUCUUGAGCCGGUCUAUUUGGAAUCCAGAAGAUGAGCAUGUUGAUGGAGGCAGCGAUUUUGAUGAUAUGUCUGAUACAGGCAACACAUUUGGUGAUAGUUCCUUCGGCAAUAUGCUAGAGGAAGAGGUGAUGAAUGUGGUAACCUGGCAGAGUUUGGUGCUUCAACUCUCAAUGUGA
This is a messenger RNA of Lactuca saligna, 303 nucleotides long. The record is from the annotation of a GenBank genome assembly. Lineage: Eukaryota; Viridiplantae; Streptophyta; Magnoliopsida; Asterales; Asteraceae.